AUGCGUAGAAAUUGUGACAAGAAUUUUACCCCAAAUAAUUCAUCAAUACAGGGAGAAGCAGUAGGCAGCAUCUCAGUAAAUUUGAUGGUAUCAACACAACACAUUGAAGUCAAUCUCUCUGAACUGAAAGGAUACGAGAAACAUAUCAUUGUCGAACUAAUCGAGGAGAACAAUAGUGAGUCUGAUAAAGCUUUUCAGUGCAAUCAAGAGAGUUUAAUCAUUUUAUACGAGGCAGACAAGCUAUCUACUGAUGCCGUGAUAUACAUCACAUGGGUACUAGAGAGGUAUAAAGGGUGUAAUAAGGUAUUCUUUUGCUGCAGUGACAUCUCAAAACUACUGCCUGUAAACUCACUUUACACCAUUGUUCAACUUCUCGAACCUUCUAAUGGAGAGAUUGCUGAAGUCUUGGAAUUCAUAGCAAAACAAGAAGGCAUACAGCUACCCUAUCAGUUGGCCGUUAAGAUUGAUAAUGGCACGAAGAAUAACCUAAGACAAGCCAUACGCUCAUUUGAAGCUACCUGGCAAUUCAAUUCAUCCUUGAAAGAAGAUCAGGAUAUCAAGACUGGAUGGGAAUAUAAAAUUGAGAAACUGGCAAAAAACAUAAUAGAAGAGCAAAGUCCCAAGCAAUUUGCCUUUACUCAAAUCUAA
Molecule: messenger RNA, 648 nt
Organism: Olea europaea var. sylvestris
Lineage: Eukaryota; Viridiplantae; Streptophyta; Magnoliopsida; Lamiales; Oleaceae
Product: replication factor C subunit 5-like
Exons: 5
Coding region: 1-648 (215 amino acids)
Biological process (GO): DNA-templated DNA replication; DNA repair
Cellular component (GO): nucleus; DNA replication factor C complex
Molecular function (GO): DNA clamp loader activity
Source: RefSeq, a predicted model, not a curated record